AUGGCCACCCACCCGACUCCCCUCCCAACCGUUCAGCGGUUAAGUCCCUUAUGUGUCCGCAUCCUCGGAGGAAAUCCUGGUAAAUUCACACUCCAGGGGACGAAUACGUAUCUACUCGGGUGUGGGCCCCGUCGUAUUCUCAUCGACACGGGAGAAGGCCGACCAGCUUGGAUAGCUUCUCUACAGUCGACCCUGUCACAAGAGAAGGCGACAGUAGAUACGGUUCUCAUAUCUCAUUGGCACCACGAUCACGCUGGUGGCAUUGCUGAUGUCCUUGCGGCAGCUCCAGAAGCGGCCGUUUACAAGCAUGAUCCCGUACCGGGGCAAAGGGAAAUUGUAGACGGCCAAAAAUUCCACGUUGAUGGCGUCAACUUAACUGCCGUUCACACACCAGGUCAUACCAAGGAUCACAUGGUAUUUGUAAUGGCGGAGGAGGACGCUAUGUUCACAGCCGACAAUGUGCUCGGGCAAGGCACCACUGUGUUCGAGGAUAUGUCGGAUUAUCUGCGCAGCCUUCACCAAAUGCGGAACUUGUUCUCCGGAAGGGCAUAUCCCGGCCAUGGUCCGGUUGUGGAGGACGGGCCAGGUAAAAUUACAGACUAUAUUGAGCACCGGCAACAAAGAGUGAACCAGGUUCUGCAUACCAUGCGGGGAGGUAAUGAUGGGGUAGAUGGCAGUGCUACGACAUGGUCUGCCAAGGAUCUUGUUGAGGUCAUCUACAGAGAUGUUCCUGAUGCACUCCAUCCAGUAGCAUGUCAUGGUAUUUCGCAAAUUCUUGAAAAGCUCACCAGCGACGGCAUAGUUGUUAAACACGACCUAGACCUGUGGCAGUUGAAGCGAGAAGCGUAA
Metarhizium album ARSEF 1941 is the source of this 849-nucleotide messenger RNA. RefSeq names its product Beta-lactamase-like protein. The transcript has a single exon. Lineage: Eukaryota; Fungi; Ascomycota; Sordariomycetes; Hypocreales; Clavicipitaceae. The coding region runs from base 1 to 849 and encodes 282 amino acids. The record is from RefSeq and is a predicted model, not a curated record. Gene Ontology annotation, biological process: secondary metabolite biosynthetic process.